Molecule: messenger RNA, 1477 nt
Organism: Melospiza georgiana
Lineage: Eukaryota; Metazoa; Chordata; Aves; Passeriformes; Passerellidae
Gene: PAK1IP1
Product: PAK1 interacting protein 1
Exons: 10
Coding region: 83-1180 (365 amino acids)
Molecular function (GO): protein binding
Source: RefSeq, a predicted model, not a curated record
GCCAGCGCGGAGCGGCGCAGGCAGCGCGGCGGACGGGCGGAAGAGCCAGCGAGAGCCCCGGGGCGGCGCCGUGCGGUGGCGGAUGGAGCUGGUGGCGGGGUGCUACGAGCAGGUGCUGCUGGGGUUCGCCACGCGGCCCGGCCAGUCUUGGACAGUCGUCCCUGAUUUUACACAUCAUGCCCACACUGCCUCAUUGUCAGCAGUAGCAGUGAAUAACAGAUAUGUGGUCACUGGGAGCAGAGAUGAGACAAUCCAAAUCUAUGACAUGAAAAAGAAGAUUGAACAUGGGGCGCUGCUACAGCACAAUGGCACGAUAACUUCUUUGGAGUUCUAUGGGACUUCACAUCUGCUGAGUGGGGCUGAAGAUGGGCUCAUUUGUAUCUGGAACACAAAGAGAUGGGAAUGUCUGAAAUCCAUUAAGGCACAUAAGGGACAUGUGACAUCUCUUUCCAUUCAUCCUUCUGGGAAAUUAGCUUUGUCAGUCGGAACAGAUAAAACAUUAAGAACUUGGAAUCUUGUUGAAGGACGAUCGGCCUUCAUCAAAAACCUGAAGCAAAAUGCACACAUAAUUAAAUGGUCCCCUGAUGGAGAGAAGUAUGUGACCGUGAUAGCUAACAAAGUGGAUAUCUACAAACUUGACACAGCUUCAAUCACUGGCACCAUUACAACAGAGAAGAGGAUUUCUUCACUUAGAUUUAUUACAGAUUCUGUCCUUGCCAUAGCUGGAGAUGAUGAAAUGAUUAGGUUCUACAGCUGUGACUCUCAAAAAUGCUUGUGUGAAUUUAAAGCCCAUGAAAACAGAAUAAAAGAUAUUUACAGUUUUGAAAGAGAAGGACAGCAUGUCAUUGUUACUGCAUCCAGUGAUGGUUACAUUAAAAUGUGGAAUCUGGAUCUUGAUAAGAUUAGAGAUGGGCCAUCUUUACUGUGUGAAGUCAAUACCAAAGCUAGGCUGACGUGUCUAGCAGUGUGGCUUGACCAAGCUUCAGAAAUGAAAGAAAACUCUGAUAAAACUGCAACAUCAUCUCAAGAAGAUGAAAAAUCAUCAAUAGCCAGGACAAACAAAGAUUUUUGGACUACUAAAAGGGUUAAAAUAUUAAAAAGAAAGAGAAAAAUUGUUCCAGAGAAACAAAAGCUGGCAGCUCCAGUGCAAAAGAAGAAGAAACAGAAUAGCUUGGCAUGAAGGCAGCUACUUUGUCUCCUGUACAAAAAGUAAAUGCUGGUGUUGCCAUAUUUUUUAUCAGAAUCUAAACCCUAACAGGACAUAUAACUCUUAUCCAAUGUAUUGUUUAAAAGUAAUUAUUGUUCUUACUCUAAUAAACUGACUGAUCAUUCUGGGAACUUUCCCUAAGUGAAGAAAGCCAAAAUAAAUUCAUAAUAUGUAAUGUUUAUAUUUUUCUAAUAACAAUACCAUACACUUUUUAACUGGCUCUGAAAAAGCCAGCUAAAAUAAUAAAAAUAGCUGCAUCUUUCUCAGUUA